GCUUUGGACAAGGAGCUCGUCCUGCCUGGAGGAUGCCAAGGUGGGAGCAGGAUUCCAGCUAACACCUGCUGGCCGUCUGAGAGGGACCUACCACCUCCUGCACUCCAGCUGCUCCGAGCCACUUCACCUCCAGCUGGGCUUUGGCUUUUCAUCCAGAGACUUUUUCACUCCAUCAGGAAAGGAAUAAACUCACCAAGAUGGUAAAGAAAAGGUCUGAUGUUUACUCAGUUGAGAUCUACGGGACAAAAGAUCUACAGAAAACAGAGAUUGAAGAUGAAGAUGAGAAGCACAAAGACUUAAAAGGCAACAAGAAAAACAAGAAGACAGAGGAACUUAAGAAAGAGCUGGACCUGGAUGACCACAAACUCAGCGUCUCGGACCUGGAGAAGAAGUAUGGCACAAGCAUCGACAAAGGUCUCUCUAGUGCCAGAGCAGCAGAGGUUCUGGCUCGGGAUGGUCCCAAUGCCCUCACUCCUCCCAAAGCCACUCCCGAAAUCGUGAAGUUCCUCAAGCAGAUGGUGGGAGGGUUUUCCAUCCUCCUGUGGAUAGGAGCUGUCUUCUCCUGGAUUUCUUUUGCCAUCCAGCUUGUCCAGAAAGCUGAAUCACCCUUUGACAAUCUCUACCUUGGAGUGGUCCUGGCCCUGGUUGUCAUCCUCACUGGAAUCUUUGCUUACUAUCAAGAAGCCAAAAGCACGAACAUCAUGGCCAGCUUCAGCAAGAUGAUCCCCCAGCAAGCUCUUGUCAUCAGAGAUGCAGAGAAGAAGGAGCUGCCAGCGGACCAGCUGGUGGUUGGAGACAUUGUGGAGAUCAAGGGCGGGGACAGGAUCCCAGCGGACAUUCGCCUCAUCUCCGCUCAGGGCUGCAAGGUGGACAAUUCUUCACUCACAGGGGAAUCAGAGCCACAGCCCCGCUCCUGUGACUUCACCCACGAGAACCCCUUGGAGACCAGGAACAUCGCCUUCUACUCCACCACCUGUGUGGAAGGCACUGCCACUGGCAUUGUCAUCAACACCGGGGACCGGACCAUCAUCGGCCGCAUCGCCUCGCUCGCCUCGGGGGUGGGCAACGAGAAAACCCCCAUCGCCAUCGAGAUCGAGCACUUCGUCUUCCUGGUGGCAGGAGUGGCCGUCUCCGUCGGGGUGCUCUUCUUCAUCAUAUCUGUCUCCAUGAGGUACCCGAUUCUGGACUCCAUCAUCUUCCUCAUCGGCAUCAUCGUGGCCAACGUGCCCGAGGGACUGCUGGCCACGGUGACGGUGAGUCUGUCCCUGACAGCCAAGCGCAUGGCCAAGAAGAACUGUUUGGUGAAGAACUUGGAAGCUGUGGAAACUCUGGGUUCUACCUCCGUCAUCUGCUCUGACAAGACAGGGACCCUCACCCAGAACAGGAUGACUGUGGCUCACCUCUGGUUUGACAAUCAGAUCUACUCAGCAGACACCAGUGAAGACCAAACAACCCAGCCCUUUGAUCAAACCUCUCCGUCGUGGACAGCGUUAUCCAAAAUCGUGACCCUCUGCAACCGGGCGGAAUUCCGGCCAGGCCAGGAGAACCUCCCCAUAAUGAAGAGAGUCGUGGUGGGAGAUGCCUCUGAAACAGCUCUGCUUAAGUUUUCUGAAGUAAUUUUGGGUGAUGUCAUGGAUAUCAGAGCACGGAACAAGAAAGUGGCUGAAAUUCCUUUCAACUCUACCAACAAAUUCCAGCUCUCCAUCCACGAGACCGACGACCCCAGUGACAAACGCUUCCUGCUGGUGAUGAAAGGGGCCCCAGAGAGGAUUUUGGAGAGGUGCAGCACCAUCAUGAUCAACGGCAAGGAGGAACCACUGGACAGCGAGAAGGCAGAAGCUUUCCAGACAGCCUACAUGGAGCUGGGGGGCAUGGGAGAGAGAGUGCUGGGUUUCUGCCACUUGUACCUGCCUGAAAAGGAGUUUCCAGACACCUACCAGUUCGACACCGAUUCCAUGAACUUCCCAACCUCCAACCUGUGCUUUGUUGGGCUCUUAUCCAUGAUUGACCCACCCCGUUCCACGGUGCCAGACGCCGUCUCCAAAUGCCGCAGUGCCGGGAUCAAGGUUAUCAUGGUCACUGGCGACCACCCCAUCACGGCCAAGGCCAUUGCCAAGAGCGUGGGCAUCAUUUCAGCAACCAGUGAGACCGUGGAGGACAUUGCCAAGCGCCUCAACAUUCCCGUGGAGCAAGUCAACAGGAGGGAAGCUACAGCAGCCGUGGUUAAUGGGAUGGAGCUGAAGGACAUGAACUCGGAGCAGCUGGAUGAGGUCCUGUGCAACCACUCCGAGAUAGUCUUUGCUCGGACAUCGCCCCAGCAGAAGCUGAUUAUAGUCGAGGGCUGCCAGAGGCAGGGAGCAGUUGUUGCCGUGACUGGAGAUGGAGUCAACGACUCCCCCGCUCUUAAAAAAGCAGAUAUUGGAAUUGCCAUGGGCAUUGCUGGCUCUGAUGCAGCUAAAAAUGCAGCUGAUAUGGUUCUGCUGGAUGAUAACUUUGCUUCUAUCGUCACAGGAGUGGAGGAAGGCCGCCUGAUCUUUGACAACCUGAAGAAAACCAUUGCCUACACCCUGACCAAGAACAUUGCUGAGCUCUGCCCCUUUCUCAUCUACAUCAUUGCCAGCAUUCCGAUGCCCAUUGGCACCAUCACCAUCCUGUUCAUCGACCUGGGCACAGACAUUAUCCCCUCCGUGGCACUGGCCUACGAGAAAGCUGAGAGCGACAUCAUGAACAGGAGACCUCGGAACAAGAGGAAAGACCGGCUGGUGAACGAGCAGCUGGCUGUGUACUCCUACCUGCAGAUCGGUAUCAUGCAGUCAGUGGGAGCCUUUGUGACCUAUUUCACCGUCUAUGCUGAGCAAGGCUUCCUCCCUUCCACCUUGCUGGGCGUGAGGGUCAACUGGGAAAGCAAUGUCAUCAAUGACUUUGAGGAUUCCUAUGGACAGCAGUGGACCAAAUACCAGAGGACCUAUCUGCAGUGGACGGGCUACACGGCCUUCUUUGUGAGCAUCACCAUUCAACAAGUCGCUGACCUGAUCAUCAGGAAAACACGGAGAAAUUCCAUUUUCCGGCAGGGCCUUUUUAGGAACAAAGUCAUCUGGGUGGGCAUAUUUUCCCAGAUAGGAAUUGCUUUGAUCCUCACCUACGGCCUUGGACACGUUACAGCCCUGAAUUUCACACCUCUCAGGUGAGUUUUGGUGCUGCUGAACUUCCCUUGCCCUC
Messenger RNA from Lepidothrix coronata (blue-crowned manakin), 3219 nucleotides. It is a transcript of the gene ATP12A, whose product is annotated as ATPase H+/K+ transporting non-gastric alpha2 subunit. Gene Ontology annotation, biological process: proton transmembrane transport; intracellular sodium ion homeostasis; sodium ion export across plasma membrane. The record is from RefSeq and is a predicted model, not a curated record. Lineage: Eukaryota; Metazoa; Chordata; Aves; Passeriformes; Pipridae. Gene Ontology annotation, cellular component: membrane. Bases 198 to 3188 code for a protein of 996 amino acids. The transcript is spliced from 21 exons. Gene Ontology annotation, molecular function: ATP binding; ATP hydrolysis activity; P-type sodium:potassium-exchanging transporter activity.